Messenger RNA from Neltuma alba, 1522 nucleotides. Its product is annotated as UDP-glycosyltransferase 74B1-like. Bases 8 to 1387 code for a protein of 459 amino acids. Gene Ontology annotation, molecular function: quercetin 3-O-glucosyltransferase activity; quercetin 7-O-glucosyltransferase activity. The record is from RefSeq and is a predicted model, not a curated record. Lineage: Eukaryota; Viridiplantae; Streptophyta; Magnoliopsida; Fabales; Fabaceae. The transcript has 2 exons.
UAAAGAGAUGGUUGCGAAAAAGAGAAACGUUCAUGUUGUGGUUGUUCCCUACCCAGGGCAAGGCCACAUUAAUCCUCUCCUUCAAUUCGCCAAGAGGUUAGCCUCUAAGGGUGUCAAAGCCACCGUCGCCACCACCAAAUACACCGUCAACUCCAUCGUCGCUCCCAACGUCACCGUCGAGCCCAUCUCUGACGGCUUCGACGAGGCCGGCUUCGCUCAAGCCAAGAACGUCGACUUGUUCCUCAACUCCUUCAGGAGCAAUGGCUCCAAGACGCUUUCUCGGCUCAUCGAGAAGUUCGAGCAUUCCGAUUUCCCCGUCACCUGCGUCGUCUACGACUCCUUCCUGCCGUGGGCUCUUGAAGUUGCCAAACGACAUGGAGCAUUUGGGGCCGCCUUCUUCACUAAUUCAGCUGCCGUUUGCAGUAUAUUCUGUCGUAUACACCAUGGGUCCCUUCGCCUGCCGGUGAAGAUGGAGGACCUACCCCUGCUCAUUCCGGGUCUUCCUCCAUUGAACUGUUCGGAUCUUCCGAGCUUCAUUAGGUUGCCUGAGAGCUACCCGGCUUACCUGGCUAUGAAGUUGAGUCAGUUCUCAAACGUGGAGAAAGCUGAUUGGAUGUUCGCAAACACAUUUCAAGCACUGGAAAGCGAGGUAGUGAAAGAACUGUAUGAGAUGUUUCCGGCGAAGUUGAUAGGCCCAGUGGUGCCUUCUGCUUACUUAGAUGGCAGAAUCUCCGGCGACAAAGGGUACGGAGCGAAUCUGUGGAAACCACUAAGUGAGGAAUGCAUGAAAUGGCUAGAAUCAAAGCCAAGUCGCUCCGUCGUUUACAUUUCGUUCGGAAGCAUGGUGUCGUUAACGGCAGAGCAAACUCAAGAACUAGCACAAGGGUUGGAAGAAAGCGGCAAGAAGUUCCUCUGGGUCCUAAGAGAAUCCGAACACUCCAAACUUCCCAAAGGGUUCGCAGAUUCAGUGAAAGACAAGGGUCUCAUAACCACAUGGUGCAACCAGCUUGAACUUCUGGCCCAUGAAGCUGUGGGAUGUUUCGUGACCCAUUGUGGGUGGAACUCCACGCUGGAAGGUCUGAGCCUUGGAGUGCCCAUGGUGGGGGUCCCACAGUGGGCGGACCAGUUGACGGAUGCUAAAUUUGUGGAGGAUGUGUGGAAGGUGGGUGUGAGAGCUAAGGAAGAGGAAGGAGGGGUUGUAAGGAAACAAGAGAUUAUAAAGUGUGUGAAGACAGUGAUGGAAGGUGAAACAAGUGAAGAGAUCAGAAAGAAUGCAGCAAAAUGGAAGGAUUUGGCUAGGGAAGCAGUGGGAGAAGGAGGAAGUUCUGAUAAGAACAUUGAUGAGUUUGUGAAAUAUUUGAAAAUGAGUUUAUUCUGUGAUCGUUAAUUAAGUAGUGAUUUUCUUUCUCCCUUUUGUUUAUUGUGGAUUUGUGGUGUUCUGCAAGUCCGCGUAAUGAAAGGUGUCAUAUAUGUGUAAUAGAUUGAUCUGUUACAGUUGUGUGGAUGAAAAUCUGUUACCGGC